Pocillopora verrucosa is the source of this 477-nucleotide messenger RNA. NCBI's taxonomy places the organism in Eukaryota, Metazoa, Cnidaria, Anthozoa, Scleractinia, Pocilloporidae. The record is from RefSeq and is a predicted model, not a curated record.
AUGACUGAACUGAUUUGUCAAACAGUGAUAAACGAAGAAGAUGGAGGUGCAGGUGACCCCCUCAGGAUGACGACAAAGCUGAAAGAAGGUGAAGUAAAAAUCGAACGCCUCCUUGAACAAUUUCCAGAGGAUACGGUGGAAGAGAUUAAAGAUGUCAUUACAGCUGAAAACUUAUGCUCCUGUCAAAAUCCCUGGAAAACAUCCUUUCAGUGUAAUGCAAAGCUCAAGAAAGUUGCCCAAGAACGAGAUGAGAACGCGGAAAUCCUCAACAAUUUGGCGGGAAAGGUUCAAGACUUCUCCGUUGCGUUGAUGGACCAAGUAACCCCAACAGAGGAAAAAUCCAUUGUUAACAAUGCAUCUUUACUUGAUAGUAUAACUCAGCCAGCAAUUGACUACCAACAGAAGAAGCCGCUCGGGAUAUUACUUGGGCUCGCUGUUAGUCCAUCAAGGGACGAACAAGACCGACGAGUCAUCUAA